Messenger RNA from Elgaria multicarinata webbii, 4201 nucleotides. It is a transcript of the gene BICD1, whose product is annotated as BICD cargo adaptor 1. Gene Ontology annotation, molecular function: dynein complex binding; dynein intermediate chain binding; cytoskeletal adaptor activity. The record is from RefSeq and is a predicted model, not a curated record. The transcript has 11 exons. Gene Ontology annotation, biological process: positive regulation of receptor-mediated endocytosis. The coding region runs from base 29 to 3073 and encodes 1014 amino acids. Lineage: Eukaryota; Metazoa; Chordata; Lepidosauria; Squamata; Anguidae.
CCCGCAACCCCUCAUCCUCUCCAAGGCUAUGGCUGCGGAAGAGAUUUUGGAGACUGUGGAUCACUACAAGUCCGAGAUCGAGAGACUGACCAAAGAGCUCACAGAAACAACCCAUGAAAAGAUACAAGCUGCUGAAUACGGGCUGGUGGUCUUGGAAGAAAAACUCACCCUCAAGCAGCAAUAUGAUGAGCUAGAAGCUGAAUAUGAUGUCCUUAAACAGGAGCUGGAACAACUGAGAGAGGCAUUUGGACAAUCAUUCUCAGUCCACCGUAAAGUAGCUGAAGAUGGUGAGACACGUGAGGAGACGCUCCUUCAGGAGUCCGCAUCAAAGGAAGCCUAUUACCUAGGGAAGGUCUUGGAAAUGCAGAAUGAGCUGAAACAAAGCAGAGCUGUUGUUACCAACUUUCAGGCGGAGAAUGAACGACUGACAGCGAUUGUGCAGGACUUGAAAGAGAGCAAUGACAUGGCAGAGCUGCAGAGAAUUCGGAUGAAAGAUGAAAUAAGGGAAUACAAGUUCAGAGAGGCAAGACUCCUUCAGGACUAUACAGAACUUGAAGAAGAAAACAUUACUUUGCAAAAGUUGGUUUCCACACUGAAACAGAAUCAGGUUGAAUAUGAAGGUCUGAAGCAUGAGAUAAAACGAUUUGAGGAAGAGACUGUGUUGCUUAAUAGCCAGCUAGAAGAUGCCAUCCGGUUAAAGGAGAUUGCUGAACAUCAGCUAGAGGAAGCCCUGGAGACAUUAAAGAAUGAGAGGGAGCAAAAGAACAACCUGAGGAAGGAACUUGCCCAGUAUAUCAAUCUAAAUGAUAGUAUGUAUAAUAACCAUAUUAAUAUCUCGGUAGAUGGAUUAAAGUUUGGAGAGGAUGGGAAUGAACCUAAUAAUGAUGAGAAAAUGAAUGGACACAUUCAUGGACCCCACAUGAAAAUGAAUGGUGACUUUCGGACUCCCACAGUUAGGAAAGGAGAAUCUCUAAACCCCGUUUCUGAUCUCUUCAGUGAGCUCAACAUCUCCGAAAUGCAAAAACUGAAGCAGCAGCUCAUGCAGGUAGAGCGUGAGAAAGCUAUUCUCCUGGCUAAUCUACAGGAGUCACAGACGCAGCUGGAGCAUACGAAGGGAGCACUCACUGAGCAACACGAACGGGUCCACAGGCUGACUGAGCACGUCAAUGCUAUGAGGGGUCUGCAAAGCAACAAAGAGCUGAAAGAGGUGGAUUUUGAGAAGGGCCGAGAUUCUGAAGAAGAAACCCAUGACUACGAAGUAGACAUCAAUGGCUUAGAGAUUCUGGAAUGCAAAUACAAAGUAGCUGUUACAGAGGUGAUUGACCUCAAGGCCGAAAUAAAGGCCUUAAAAGAGAAAUACAAUAAAUGUGUUGAAAACUACACAGAAGAAAAGGCAAAGUAUGAGGGUAGGAUCCAGAUCUAUGAUGAGCAGGUGACAAACCUGGAAAAGUCGACUAAGGAAAGCCAUGAGAAAAUGAUGCAGAUGGAAAAGGAGCUGCAAAGGAUCACGGGCGUUGCAAACGAGAACCAUAAUACUCUCAACACAGCCCAGGAUGAACUGGUGACUUUCAGUGAGGAACUUGCUCAGCUCUAUCACCAUGUGUGUCUGUGUAACAAUGAAACUCCUAAUAGGGUUAUGCUGGAUUAUUACAGGCAAAGCAGAGUUACUAGAAGUGGGAGCCUAAAGGGACCUGAUGAUCCAAGAGGGCUUCUGUCUCCACGGUUGGCCAGGAGAGGAAUGGCGUCCCCAAUAGAAGCCGCCAGGACACCGACUGAACAGAUUUCAAAAGAGAGCACAGAAGCCAACAAAGAGCAAAGCCCAACAAAGACACCCACAAUUUCUCCUGUCAUCACAGCCCCUCCUUCCUCCCCAGUUUCCGACACCAGUGACAUUCGCAAAGAGCCAAUGAAUAUUUACAACCUGAAUGCCAUAAUAAGGGACCAAAUCAAGCACUUGCAGAAGGCUGUUGAUCGGUCGCUGCAGUUGUCCCGGCAGCGUGCGGCAGCCCGUGAACUCGUACCUAUGAUUGAUAAGGAUAAGGAAGCCUUAAUGGAAGAAAUACUGAAACUGAAGUCCCUGCUGAGUACAAAACGAGAGCAGAUAGCAACCCUCAGGGCAGUGUUGAAAGCCAACAAACAGACAGCUGAAGUGGCCCUGGCUAAUCUGAAGAAUAAAUAUGAGAACGAGAAGGCCAUGGUGACAGAAACCAUGACUAAACUGCGCAAUGAGUUAAAAGCUUUGAAAGAAGAUGCAGCAACCUUCUCAUCCUUGAGAGCCAUGUUUGCAACCAGGUGCGAUGAAUAUGUCACGCAGUUGGAUGAGAUGCAGAGGCAAUUGGCAGCUGCAGAGGAUGAGAAGAAGACGCUAAACUCUUUGCUGCGGAUGGCUAUCCAGCAAAAACUCGCCCUCACCCAGCGUCUGGAAGACUUAGAGUUUGAUCACGAGCAGUCCCGGCGGAGCAAAGGCAAACUUGGGAAGAGCAAGAUCGGCAGCCCUAAAGUAAGUGAGGAGGCAUCAGCCACCGUGCCAACCAUAGACACUUUCCUCCUGCAUAGUCAGGGCCCACAGCAACCAAACACACUGGUCAGCAGUGGCACUCAGAGGAAAAGACUAUUCUCACCUUCCCCUUGUGAUCAGAGCCAUCCCAGGACUUCAGGGAACUACCUACUGCCUUUAUUAAGAACCCCCCCUGAUCACACCUCCACAGAAUCAUUUCUUCUGAGGGGCCCCCCUUCCAUGAAUGAAUUCUUCCAUGGGCACCGUCUCAGCAAGGAAAAAAGGUUAACCGUGGCCAUCCCAGUUAUGGCACCAGUGGACCGUUGCCAAAUGCAAGACAUCCCUCAUGAGGAGCACUUGAGAGGAAUUUUCAUGAAGUUUGCAUCUAGGCCCAGUACAUGUUACCAAAUACAAGAUUGUCAGCAGCCUGCUGCCUCCAUACCGCCACACGGCUCACAACUAGCCAGGAGGCGAGACUGCCAGACUGUCAGUCUUGAUGUAGCUCUUCCAGAAGAACAGCCACAUUCCAGCUCUCAGUGUGCCCCCCUCAGCUGUCUACCUAAGCCUCCUCCUUAACCCUAAUCUUCAUAUGCAACCUAAGAGUUCGGGGAAACCCCCACAAAACACAAACUGAGUCAGAGUUCUCACAGCAAAAGUACAGUUUGCGCCGAAGGAACCAGUAGGCAUUACUGCCUUGUUGGCUGCAUCGAUGAGUCUGGUCACAUAUCUACAGUCUUAACAACUGAGGAUGUGUAGAAGAGCAUAAAGCACAGUGCCCAAACAGUUCAAAGAAGAUCUUUAAGGUUCCUCUGGAUUACAUUCAGAUAAUCAUGACUGCAGUUUGGAAGUCAAAACAUGUUCCUCCCAGCCACUUGGCGUGAACGGCUAAUGUGCUGAGAACCUAAACUACUACUGAAGCAAAACAAAGGAAGUAUGUUACAAAACCUUAUUUUGACAGUUCUGCUACAACCACCAACCCGUUUUCCUUUCUAUGGUUAAAGGGUGUUCUAUACCUUUCUUUUCUUUUCACCAUAUUUGCACCAUGAGUUUAUGUUUAUUAGAAAUGCAGUCCAUGUUGUGUGAGUGUUUUUAUUCAACUUUUUUAAAGCAACACAGAAAAAGGUUAUGGUGGGAAUUAUUAUUUUCAGUUAAUGUUUUUAUUUUGUAACUGAAGAUUGUUCACUUGGUCAAAAUGUUUGGCCUGGUGUUGUGUUUUUCCUUAAUUGCACAAAAAUAUUGAAAGUGAGUUGAAUUGGAAUGUGAACUUUGGGGGCAUUCCAGAGAAAGUGGGUGUGCCUGAAUCUCAUUGAAAUAAAUAGGCACACAGUAAAACAUUUAAGUCCCAUUGAUUUCAAUAGAGUUCUGGCAUGCCUAACUUUCUCUGUAUUGUGCCCAUUGACUUGUACUUUUCUGCUGCACUGGUAUUGUUUACGCACUUGUUUUAUAAACUAAUAUGUUAGCUGCUGGUUGUUGUUUUACUACUUCAUUGGAAUCUGAUUAAGCCUAAGAUGGUUUUAUUGAACAAUGUGUUGAUAAUUGUUUCCUUGUGGUUAACUUUAGUGUUUGUGAGUGGGGUUUUGUUUUGGGGAUUCCCCCCCCCCUUUUUUUUUUUUUUUUUGCAUUUCAGACAAGAUGAUAACUUGGUGCUCUUCUUUUUUCAGUUUGGUAUCCAACAAAAAAAAUAUGGAAAUGAACUUGAAGUAA